Molecule: messenger RNA, 1477 nt
Organism: Apus apus (common swift)
Lineage: Eukaryota; Metazoa; Chordata; Aves; Apodiformes; Apodidae
Product: P2X purinoceptor 6-like
Biological process (GO): response to ATP; monoatomic cation transmembrane transport
Cellular component (GO): nuclear inner membrane; plasma membrane
Molecular function (GO): extracellularly ATP-gated monoatomic cation channel activity; purinergic nucleotide receptor activity; ATP binding
Source: RefSeq, a predicted model, not a curated record
CCAGCCCCUCCUCAGGCGGCCCGGUUGCUCCGGUGGCCAUGGCGGGCGCGGCGGCGGGCGGGCUCUGCGCCGGGCUGCUCGACUACAAGACGGCGAAGUUCGCGCUGACGCGGAACCGGCGGAUCGGGCUGCUGCACCGGCUGCUGCAGCUCGGCGUGCUGGGCUACCUGCUCGGGUGGGUGCUCCUGCUGCGGAAGGGCUACCAGGACACCGACGCCUCCCCCCGCGCCGCCCUGGUCACCAAGCUGAAGGGGACGGCGGUGGCCGAGGCGGGGGGCGCGGGGCGGCGGCUGUGGGACGCGGUGGACCAGGCGCGGCCCCCGCAGGGAGGAAAUGGGCUCUUUCUGGUGACCAAUUUCAUUGCCACAGCCAAGCAAGCCCAGGGCACCUGUCCCGAGAGCCCCUCUGUUCUCGAUGCAACGUGCACAGAAGAUGCAGACUGUCCCGUGGGAAUCACAGUGGUUCAUGGCAAUGGGAUAAAAACUGGGAAAUGUGUGAUGUUCAACACCUCCCAUUCCACCUGUGAGAUCUAUGGCUGGUGUCCUGUGGAGAACAGCACCCUGUCCAGGAAACCUCUUCUGGCUGAGGCAGAGAAUUUCACUCUUUUUAUAAAAAAUACUGUCCACUUCACCAAAUUUAACUUCUCCAAGUGCAAUACUUUGCAAACCAAUGACCCCAUCUAUUUCAAGACCUGCACGUAUGAUCCAAUCUUCCACCCAUCCUGCCCUGUCUUCCGUGUCCGUGACAUGGUGGAGGCGGCUGGAGAGACCUUUGGAGACCUCGCUCUGCUGGGGGGCAGCAUCAGAGUUCGCAUCGAGUGGGACUGUGACCUGGAUCGCGCUGCUGCCCAGUGCCAGCCUCAGUACUCCUUCAGCCUGCAGAACAGGAAGUACAAUUUCAGAACUGCCUCCUACUACUGGGACUCCCAGCGGCAGCUCUACAGGAACCUGCUGAAGCUCUACGGCAUCCGCUUUGACGUCUCCGUGCACGGCCAGGCUGGGAAGUUCAGCAUAAUUCCUGCUGCUGUGAGCUUUGGCACCGGCAUCGCCUUCUUUGGUGCUGCCACGGUGGUCUGUGACCUGGUUCUACUCUACCUGGACACAAAGGCUCACUUGUAUUGGAAGGAGAAGUUUGAGGAGGUUUUCUUGCCAUGCAAGAUCCCACUUUCACUGCCCAGCCUGCUCAACUGGGGGAUGGCAGGGAGACCCCAGAAGAGCAGGAAAGCUGCCAGCCUCAGCUCGGGUCAUCUUUAUCUGGCCCAGUCCUCUGAGCGCAAAGAUCUUCCAGCUCCUGGUGAACUGCCCAAAGGGCUGCAUUGAUCUGCUGAGGGAAAAAGUUUGUUCCUAAUGCCUGAUCUCAAAUCAUGAGUGAGGGUCUCAACCAAUGAAUCUGGUCACAUGGGACUGAGCAGAGCAGAGCAGGACCACCUGCCUGGGCCAUCAUCUUGUCUCUGAUGUACUAAGAUGUCCCUGUUCAU